Molecule: messenger RNA, 556 nt
Organism: Wyeomyia smithii (pitcher-plant mosquito)
Lineage: Eukaryota; Metazoa; Arthropoda; Insecta; Diptera; Culicidae
Exons: 2
Coding region: 62-487 (141 amino acids)
Source: RefSeq, a predicted model, not a curated record
ACUGCCAUCAGUUCAGUGUCGCAUCGGAUUGAGUCUCUCCAAAGUUUAACCAUCCGUGAAAAUGAAGGUUUUCAUCGCUCUUCUUGUCGCCACCUUGGCUAUCGCCGCCCACGCUUCAUAUGUUCCAGCGGCAUGGCCCGUUAGUUCCCAUGGCUGGAAUUCGUGGAACGGUUGGAAUGGCUGGGACAACAGUUGGGAAGAUCACAGUUCGCACGGUUGGCCAGCUUACGAACACUCCUGGCCAGCGGCUUCCUUGUACGACAACCACGGAUGGAACGGAUGGUACGGCCCCAAAGCCACAUUGGUUCAAGCCAACGUCGCAAAAGUUGCCGCCCCCUGGGGACUCCCGUGGGGUUCGUACGGAUACGGACACAACAAGUACCAGGAGGCUGUUCCGGUCGCCAAGUACAUCGCGGCCAAUCCCGGAGCGGUUCAUGUCGCACCACUGGUUGGACACACCGUCAACCAGAAGCAUAUUGUUGCCUAAGACCCAAAGCCGCCCUUUUGCUUGACUCAAAUUGUGAUAUUGAACUGGAAAUAAAUUCGUUUUAGCACA